UCUGAGGUCUCUCAAUUUACUCCUUUCCUAUAAGAUCCUUCUCCUAGCUCAGGAGGUUGAGCAUAUACGCAACAUUGAACCAUCUCAAUACCCAUCACGUGACCCUUCUCAACUUCAACUCCUCCUAUUGUGCCGGUAUUGAGACGGUGCUUCGACACAAUCAGUAUAUCUCCUAUUGUCUAUCAUUUAUAUUAUACCCCCUAUUUCACAAUCACGGUGCACCCGGACGAUUAUAUUGUCCAGCACAAUGGCAUCCGCACACAAUAGCUCCUGCUCCCCGUCCCUGACUAUAUAAACAGGUCCUCUCCUCCCCACACUGUCAGCUCUCUUCCUCCUCAGCCCUCUCAUCCAGCUUCUGAGAUACCGCCGCUUCCCUCCUCCGCAAUACCAGACCCUCCAAGGAUCCCAACUUCACAACCACCAAACCAGCAUCACCAAACAUCCACCAUCGCGAUGCCUUCUCCCACCAAGAGCACCUCGUCCCUCUCAUCCGUCCCCACCAACCAUUCGGCUGGCUCCGAAGGUCCUUUCAACCCCGAAGCCUCUGCUCCCGCCAUGAGCAAGCCGAACGAAGCCCCCAGUCCCUCCACCUCUUCCACCACCACCACCAAGAAGCGCACCGGCGCCCACCUCGACGAAGACACCCUCCCUUCGUCCACGGCCUCGCCCGCCAGAAAGGCUCGAAAGAAGACCCCAGCGAAGCCCAAGGCCACCGCUGCAACACCCAACACCCGCCCAAGCCGCACCCGCAAACCCCCCUCCCGCCUCAUCACAGAAGCCGAGCCCACUCCCGCCCCCAAGAAAACCCGGCCUGCGGGCCAAAAGACCUUCGACCCCGUCUACAUGACGACAAACUCCAACAGCCGGCUCUGCCGAGCCGACAUCUACCACCUGUUGCUGGAGCCGUCUGCGUGGGACUGCCUGGCGCCGGGCGAAAUGGGCACGCUGCUCGAGAUGCUGCCGCCGACGAAGGCGAAUCUGGGCCUGAGGGCUGCACUUUUGGAAGACGAGGGGAAGGAGAAGGGGGUUGCGCGACCCAAGGAAUUGGCUGGGGGCGACAUCUUCAGGACCGAUGUCGCCAAGUUCCAGCUGGAUCUGAGGAAUGGGCACCUCGCUAAGGGGUGGCAGGCGUCUGCGAAGCAGGCGAUGGUGGAUCGAGCGGCGGGGAAGUUUGAUGCGUGGAAGGAGAGGGAGAGGGAGGCUUGGUGGGGGGAGAAUAUGGGGUAG
Molecule: messenger RNA, 1227 nt
Organism: Westerdykella ornata
Lineage: Eukaryota; Fungi; Ascomycota; Dothideomycetes; Pleosporales; Sporormiaceae
Exons: 1
Coding region: 454-1227 (257 amino acids)
Source: RefSeq, a predicted model, not a curated record